UGCCCACCCGCGCCCUGCCGGACGCGGCCUCCUUCCCUCCCCUCGUCGCUCUCCCGCACCCUCCCGCGUCCGAACUGCCCGCGGGCUGGGUCCCCGUGGCCCGAGCCUCCCCGGCCGGGCCCCCAAACGAGGCCCAGAUGACUUCCAAGGAGGACGGCAAGGCGGCGCCGGGGGAGGAGCGGCGGCGCAGCCCGCUGGACCACCUGCCGCCGCCCGCCAACUCCAACAAGCCGCUGACGCCAUUCAGCAUUGAGGACAUCCUCAACAAGCCGUCUGUACGGAGAAGUUACUCGCUGUGCGGGGCGGCGCACCUGCUGGCCGCCGCGGACAAGCACGCGCCGGGCGGCUUGCCCCUGGCUGGCCGCGCUCUGCUCUCGCAGACCUCGCCGCUAUGCGCGCUGGAGGAGCUCGCCAGCAAGACCUUUAAGGGGCUGGAGGUCAGCGUCCUGCAGGCAGCCGAAGGCCGUGAUGGGAUGACCAUCUUUGGGCAGCGGCAGACACCCAAGAAACGGCGAAAGUCGCGCACAGCCUUCACUAACCACCAGAUCUACGAGUUGGAAAAGCGCUUCCUAUACCAGAAGUACCUGUCCCCGGCAGAUCGUGACCAAAUCGCGCAGCAGCUGGGCCUCACCAACGCACAGGUCAUCACUUGGUUCCAGAAUCGUCGUGCCAAGCUCAAACGGGACCUGGAGGAGAUGAAGGCCGACGUGGAGUCCGCCAAGAAACUGGGCCCCAGCGGGCAGAUGGACAUCGUGGCACUGGCGGAACUCGAGCAGAACUCGGAGGCCGCAGGCGGCGGUGGCGGCGGCUGUGGCAGGGCCAAGUCGAGGCCCGGUUCUCCGACGCUCCCCCCAGGCGCACCGCAGGCCCCGGGCGCCGGGCCCUUGCAGCUCUCUCCCGCUUCUCCUCUCACGGACCAGCGGGCCAGCAGCCAGGACUGCUCGGAGGAUGAGGAAGACGAAGAGAUCGACGUGGACGAUUGAGCGGCUCUCAGAAUCUUGCGCCGGCCCGGUGCCCCUAGCGCCCGCACGCUCGUCGCCUCCUGGAUCUCGGACCCGACCGCUGAGGGGAGCUGGGACCUCCUCUGCAACUCCCGCCUCCUCCCACGUCCCCGGGCGCGGACUCGGCCCCAUGGCAGCCUCCUCUUCCCUCUCGAAGCAAUAAACCCGGUCUGGCCGGCCGAGCCGGCCGCCAUACGCGGCCUCCGCCGCCUGGGAGCCCUGGCCGUGCAAUUCUGUAUGGCUUCUGUAUAUUUAGACCUGCAUAGCAGGUCCAUCCCAUUGCAGCCUGAUCUUUUUCGUUCUUUAAAAAAUAUAAAUCUCAGAGAUUUCGAUGAUUUCAAGGCUCCCGGGCUGCCGGGUUGGCCCGGGGUGAGGCAGAAUCGAGACCCGCGAACACUAACCUCGCGGUUAGAAAAGGGGGCAGCUUGGCUGUUUUGAUUUUUCUCUGCAUGUGGCGAAUGUACCGGCCCGCUCCCUCCUCAUCUCGCUAGGCCCAUCACAGUUGACUUCUUUUAUUUCCUUAUGCCUUUUUUUUUCCCUGCGUGGGAAGGGAGUGAGGGGAACAGCCGGGUCCUGACUUGCAAGUUUCAAAAUCGAUCUUUCCUUCCCCCAGCGAGAGAAGUCUGUUUUCGAUGCCAUUUCUGCCUCCCAAUGCCCACUAACAUUAUUUUUAAGAUUCCUCCAUCCCUUCCGCCUUUUCUCAGACUGACUGCUGGAGUCCGGCUCUUAGGGACAAAGCAGGGGGACAUCCAACCAACCAACCAUCGAAAACAGAACCCAAAGCCCUAGAAUUAUUUUUUACUCUUUUUAGAAUUUUUUUGCAUGUGACAGAGACAGAGAGGAGGCCGACCCAAUCCCUCACCCCCACCUCCCUUUGCAAUUCUGGGUCUGUCUUGCCAUCUUCAACGCCCUGCUCCUAGCUCAACCUGGCUAGACAAAGGUGGCCCGUUGAAGGUGGGUCUUGUAUGUCCCUUCCCUGCUCCUGCCUUGCCCUCUCCUCCCCGGACUGUACCCGAGGCCUCUUUCUCCGAUAAAUAAAGUCUUUGCCAUUUUAUUAC
Molecule: messenger RNA, 2059 nt
Organism: Castor canadensis (American beaver)
Lineage: Eukaryota; Metazoa; Chordata; Mammalia; Rodentia; Castoridae
Gene: Lbx1
Product: ladybird homeobox 1
Biological process (GO): regulation of transcription by RNA polymerase II
Cellular component (GO): nucleus
Molecular function (GO): sequence-specific double-stranded DNA binding; DNA-binding transcription factor activity, RNA polymerase II-specific
Source: RefSeq, a predicted model, not a curated record